Molecule: messenger RNA, 994 nt
Organism: Ostrinia furnacalis (Asian corn borer)
Lineage: Eukaryota; Metazoa; Arthropoda; Insecta; Lepidoptera; Crambidae
Product: cuticle protein 8-like
Exons: 5
Coding region: 64-567 (167 amino acids)
Cellular component (GO): extracellular matrix
Source: RefSeq, a predicted model, not a curated record
AAAGGAAACUAAUGUAAUUCUAGAAAAGGGCGUAUCACCAGAUCCAAGUGCAGCACACGUCAGAUGCACCCAGUGCAGGUUUUGGUGGGGUCCCCCGUUAUAAGCCGUCGGCGCUUGCGCAGGCAACCCGGAGAGCCGCUUGACACGCAUAGCAACAUGCAGAUCAUUCUGGUGCUAGCAUGCGUGAGCGCAGCGUGGGCGGCGCCACAGCACUAUCCUUAUGCGCAUGCGCCGCUGCUGCACGCACCUAUUGCUGUGCAUGCUCCGGUCGCUGUUGCGGAACCUGUGUCGUACCCACGGUACGCGUUCAACUACGGCGUGAAAGACCCAUACACCGGCGACAUCAAGUCGCAGCAGGAGGAGAGAGACGGCGAUGUUGUUAAAGGGAGCUACUCACUAGUGGAGCCCGAUGGGUCCACAAGAACAGUGUCGUACUCCGCCGAUGACCACAACGGUUUCAACGCGGUCGUGCACAAGACGGGGCACGCCGUACACCCGGUUGCCGUGGCCCCAGUAGCUCACUACGCAGCCGCGCCGGCCAUCGCGCUUCCUCAUUACCUGCAUUAGCCCACCUUACCUAAUAUAAGCACCGCUUUUAGAUAAACUUAUUACGUCAUAUUUUUAAUUAAAACUACACUUUAGUUAGAUACUUUUGUAGAGCCGGCACCGUACAGGGUAAUUUGGUAGAGCCCGUUUUACGUCACAAUAUCUGUCUAACAGUACUAUUCCCACCUCUCGUACCCAUCGCUGUAACCUUGAUGCCAGGAUCUACAGCUUGACCGCCAGUAAUAACCCAACCAGUGAAGGUUAAGUUUGUCCAGGAGGAAAUUUGAACUGUCAUUGGACCAGCAACGAAAUUAAUCAGAAGAAUAUAGGAGGAGUUUGAAGUUAAGUUUCGACUUCACUCCAGUACAAAGCGGAUGACAAGAGACACAACAAAGCUUUUUAUGUGACCUUUAAGAAAAGAUCUGUCUUAUUUUCACUGGUUGGAUUA